AUAAAAUGUAUGUUUUCUGCUUUACAUGUCCACCAGAGCUGAUGGGAAGCCCAAAUACCUGAGGUGUCCAUCAGUCAGUGAAUGCAGCACAGACUGCCUGAACUUUCCGACACUGAAAGGUGUGUUAAUGUCAGAGCGCUGGCCGUCUCAAAGUUUUGUAGAUACCUUGUUUCAGAUGACUCCGGACAGCGUCCUCCAGCGCUCAGGUCAUAGCAAAACCAAACACCACAGAUAAACUUGUGCGCAUACUUUACAUACCUGUGGCAUAGAAUUAGUUUCGGGGAAAUAACAGUUUAAAAAGAGUAUAAAACGAGCAAGACCUCUCCAAAGCACCAGCAGUAGGAUUUCGAGAGUUUUCGGAAUGAUUUCCUCGAUUUUACUCCUGGCGACGCUGUGCGUUUUUGCGCAGUUGGACACUUUGGACGCUUUUACGCACGGCUGCCAGUUGCCCUCCGAGUGGCGGCCGCUGAGCGAGGGCUGCCGGGCGGAGCUGGCGGAGAUCAUCGUGUAUGCUCGGGUCCUGGCGAUCCACCGGGAGCCGCCGGGCUUCGGAGCUGGCAACGCGCACAACUCGCUGCCCUUCGGCUACGGCUACCUGAGCGCGGAGGAAGGGCUGCUGUACUCGGCGGAGGUGGAGCUGCUGUGCGACCAGGCCUGGGGCAGCAUGCUGGAGGUGCCGUCCGGAUCUCGGCUCAACCUGACCGGGCUGGGGUACCUGUCCUGCCAGUCCCACACCGUGAUGGAAAAUUACUCCUACUUCUUCUUCCUCAGGUGCGGCGAUUUAAGUCUCGUCUCAGAUCAGAACCACAGGAUUCUGAAUGUCCUCUCGCUCUUGUCUGUCUGGCUCCUCUUAAGGAUGGAUGAGAACUACAGCAUCCUGCCUCAUGGUGUGAACUUCCAGGAUGCGGUCUUCCCCGACACCGCGGAGAACAGGCGCACCUUCUCCAGCCUUUUCCAGUUUUCCAACUGCAGUCAAGGGAGCCGACCGUUCCACACCUUCAGCCCAGAGUGGGACACCCAGGAGGACAGCAGGCUGCUGUGCUCCUCGGUGCAGCUGGCCCUGUUCGAGGAGGAGGAGCGCGGCCGGAGGCUGCAGGAGCGCCUGGCCUCGGCCGAGAGGAGGAACCGGCAGCUGAAGGAGCGCGUUGGCAAGGUGAAGCGCUCCCUGAGAAACGCCCGCAAGGCCGCACGCAAGGCGGAGCAGGAGGCACGGGAGCUGCAGGAGAAACUGAGGGCAGCCGAGAGGCGGGCGGGGCGUCACCUCAAUGCAGUGACGCAGGAGGAGCCGUCACUUGGGGCCUUCACAGGUGCAGCGAUACGGGAGAGGAUGCAGCUUUGAUUUUUAAAAAAAAAUUUUAUUAUCUUCUAAAUGGACCUAAAACUUGCUGUGGAGAUGGAGAGACUGCUGGACAGUCUUUCUGCCAGGGACAAAUACCUUUUCUGAAUGAAUUACUCCAAAUGUUAAAGUAUUCGUCCAGAUAAUUUUCUUGUAAAUAAACUUCAAACUUCACAUGACUCAAAUCUAGUCAAAGUUUAUUUUCGCAGCUUCUCCUCUGUGAGCAUAGAGGAUGUGCUUCCUGAUGCCCAACAACAAUUCUUAUCUUGAUCAAUCCUUUGGCUAUGAUCACGACUCACAAAUAUAAAAAAUGCUUCUUUUCA
This is a messenger RNA of Xiphophorus maculatus (southern platyfish), 1659 nucleotides long. It is a transcript of the gene ccdc3a, whose product is annotated as coiled-coil domain containing 3. Lineage: Eukaryota; Metazoa; Chordata; Actinopteri; Cyprinodontiformes; Poeciliidae. Gene Ontology annotation, biological process: negative regulation of gene expression. The transcript has 2 exons. The coding region runs from base 362 to 1339 and encodes 325 amino acids. The record is from RefSeq and is a predicted model, not a curated record. Gene Ontology annotation, cellular component: extracellular region.